ACAAAUUAAGCGAUUCCUUUUCUGCCAUUUGCUGGUGAAACACCCAUUUGCAGCAAUUUUCUGAUUGAUUCACAAUUAUAGUUUUUAGUAGAGUUAAGAUCUAAUUUUGUUAAGAUGGGCGCUGAUGAAGGCACCGAUACUGUUCUACGUGCAGCAAGUAUGGGUGGUGAUCAUCAUAUUGUGGAGAUCCCUGUGGAUGAGGAGCAGAUAAAAGUCAAUUCUUUUUCUUCUCCACAACACCCAUUAGAAGAAAUUGCAGAUAGCAGGGGCCACCUGCUCCUGCUCAAACUGUGGCAGAGGGAGGAGGAAGUUGUUGCCCACCACAUUCAAUCGAAAGAGUCUAGGAUUGAGAGCAUCAGAUCAGAGAUUUUCCAACUUACUUGCUUCUUUUUUGCUUUUCAUGGAAUUUUUCUGACUCUUCUUUUUACUGCUGCUACCCAAGAGAAUGCUGAUACUUGUAGGAGAUGGUGGAUCCCUGCUACUAUGUCAUUUCUGACCUCUUUGGUUUUCAUUUGUGUUCUUCUGCACAAGCUGAUUGUUCAAGGCAAUGUUGUAAGUAUCUUGCAGAGGGACAAGACUGAUUUGAGGGCUCUGAGCAGAUGCAUUCAAGAGUUGAGAAUGAAGGGUGUGAGCUUCGAUUUGUCAAAAGAGCCUCAGCCUGCUAAGAGGUGGAAGAGCUCUAGUGUGGAAGUUAAAUUAGGCCCUCUCAAAUGGUUCUCUCAAUUUACUCUUCCCAUUGCCUUAACUUUUGUAUCAGGCCUGCUCUUCUGGUCAUGCAAGGUGAUUUCUUGCAGCUAGCUAGUUGGUAAGGUUAUUAUAUUUGAGUCGAUUAAUGUUAACAGCAGAAGAAUUUUUAAGGGAUGAGGAUGAAGGGCGUGAGCUUUGAUUUGUCAUUUGUCAAAAAGAGCCUCAUCUUGCUAAGAGGUGGAAGAGCUCUAGUGUGGAAGUUAAACUAGGCCCUCUCGGAUGGUGCUCUCAAUUUUCUCUUCUAAUUGCCCUGACUUAUAUAUCAGGCCUGCUCCUGUGGUCAUGCAAGAUGAUUUCUUGCAGCCAACUAGUUGUGGAAGAGCAGAAGUGAAUUAAUUGAUUCUCUUGCCCUGAUGACUUGCUGCUUUGAUGGUUGUUCUUGAAUACAUUCAAGCCUCAAGGUAUGUCUUAAACUUUUGAAUGCAGUGUUUUUGUCGAUUGGAGAUGUCUAUUAUAAAAAGGCUAGUUCACUCUGUGGCUUGAACAAAAUAAAAUGGUAGAACAUCGGCAAACCUAGAGGUAGAUUUAGUAUAUGGAUUUUUUCAUUUCUUUGCAAUUGAUUGGGAAUGCCAGAGAUAACAUUUUCAAAUUGAGAUUUACCCUGUUCUGAAUAUGCUUUUCAUCUAUAGGGAUUUAUCAGGUACUUCUGAUAUACGUGUGGUGUGUUUUCAAAGUGAGAUUUUAUUUUUUGCCUAUGAAAUUAUGAAUAUGUUCAGUAUAAGGGCUUUAUAAGCCUUCUGUUCAUGAUCCUUGGGAACGCCAGAACGCCAGAGAUAAGAUUUUCAAAUUGAGAUUUACCCUGUUCUGACUAUGCUUUUCAUCUAUAGGGAUUUUUCUGGUACUUCUGAUAUCCAUGUGGUGUAUUUUCAAAGUGACAAGUUGUUCCUUGCGUUCAAAGCAUAAUUAACAUGCUGACGUUCUUAUAACUGAAACCUAUAGAAAAAUUUACCUAUCCUAUGAUGAUGCUUGAAUACCCAUGAGACAUACUGUUCCUGAACAAUCUUCACAAUUGUACUUAGUUAAUAUUCCUGAAAAUCUUAUUAACUAGUGCCUAUACCAAUAAAAAUAAUACAUCUCUUGGUUGGGUGUUCAAAUUAAGAUCAGCAUUGGGGUACAACACCAAGCUUAUAAGUGCUGCUUUUUCCAGAAUGUGUUUGCCCUUAGUGAUUGUAUCAGUGCUUUGCUGAUAUUUUUCAAUAUACAUGAUUUAUUUCUUCAAAAUAGAUUCCUUGGCAUCUGGCUUAUUGCUUAGAGUCAUGUACUAAACAUAUAUUUCAUUUACCUAUAAACAUAACACAUCUCUUGGUUGGGUGUUCACAUUGAGAUUAGCAUUGAAAUAUACCAGUUUAUCUCCUUAUAACCCAAAGCGAUUAGAUAUGUUUUGAGCUUUUCUAACCCUUUGCAAACAAUUUAGAGAUGUUACAGAAUGGGGAUUUUGAACUAUGUCAGUUUAAUGAAUCUAAUUCUGUUGAUUCAUGAAUAUUAAUGAUAUAUACCUUUUUACUGUUUUAGCAAUGAUCUUGUAUAGUAAUGAUCUUGUAUAGAAGAUUGGUCAAAAACCAUUCUUUGGAAUGAGGAAAAGAGAGGAAUUGUCAUCCCUAAAAAAUGGUCUGGUUCUGGUUCUUUAUUCUUUUCCU
This is a messenger RNA of Cryptomeria japonica (Japanese cedar), 2384 nucleotides long. RefSeq lists its product as uncharacterized. Lineage: Eukaryota; Viridiplantae; Streptophyta; Pinopsida; Cupressales; Cupressaceae. The record is from RefSeq and is a predicted model, not a curated record. The transcript is spliced from 2 exons. The coding region runs from base 115 to 798 and encodes 227 amino acids.